This is a messenger RNA of Eucalyptus grandis, 1047 nucleotides long. RefSeq lists its product as uncharacterized. The record is from RefSeq and is a predicted model, not a curated record. The transcript is spliced from 2 exons. Bases 171 to 794 code for a protein of 207 amino acids. NCBI's taxonomy places the organism in Eukaryota, Viridiplantae, Streptophyta, Magnoliopsida, Myrtales, Myrtaceae.
UCCCACCUUGGGCCCCUUAAAACUAGCAAAAUCACAUCAAAACUAAGGCUAGUCCCCCCCUCCCCCCACUUUCUCCUUCUUCCUCUUCUUCUUCUGCAAGAGCUUCGACACUACACAGCUGCUCCCCGCUGCGCGUCAAGGGGAGCAACGCCAGCCCAGAAGCGCCCACAAUGUCGGCGAAGUCUCCGAUCUUCCCCAUUCCGGAGACACAGCACUUCAGCGACUAUGGCUUCGACCCUCAGCUCGACUUUUUCCAGGUUCUGGGCGAAGCGAGGAGGCACAAGCGAGACGCGGCCGCCGUGAGGCCCACCGAUUCCGUCCACUUCAAGCUCCAGAAGCCCAUCUCCAAGGACGACCACCCGCACCACCACCACCACCACAAAACCAAGAGGCCUUCCUCCUCCUCCUCCUCCUCGUCCCUCCACAAGUUCAAGAACAAGACCCGGUGGUGGAGGAACGCGCUCCUCUUCUUCAAGCGGUGGGCCCACCACAACCACCACCAGCAGCGGGACCGCAUCGAGGACCCGCACGGCGCCGGGUGCAGGCCCCGCUCCUUCCAGGGCUCCGCGUCCGGGCCCGUGUACCUGGCCGAGAGCAGGACCUCGGCCCCGGGGACGCCGUACCGGACGGCGAGCAGGCCGUCGUCGGGGCCGCUCGCCGGGACGCUGACGCCGGCGAGGAAGGGGGACGUGGAGGUGCCGUACGUGAGCCUCAGGGAUCUCAACAUGGAGGAGCCGCCGCCGCCGCGGAGGACCUCCACCUCCUCCCCCAUCCCCAUUUACCUGGUCACUUGAGCGCGCUCUCGUUCGUCCCCGACUUUAAUUCAUUCCCUUGAAAAGGCGUGCGAUCCAUGGGGAGGAUUGCUUUGAUCCUCCCUUUUCGUGUCUGCUGCCGACUCUUUUCGCUUUUCUUUUUUUCACUCCUUUUUAGAACAGUGAAAUUGGCGAGCUCUCGUGCGUUGACCCGGUCAGCACGCUCCACCCUCUCUCUCUCUCUCUCUUCACUUCGAGAUUGAAUGAAUGCGCAAAAUCUUGACGUUUCCUCUUC